AUGAGUAAGGCCGACAUAGAAUGUAUCUCUUCAGGUGAUCUUGUGUGGAGAUGUGUUUCAUGCCAAGCAACAAGGAGGAAGAGCAUGAGAUUGGACACCCAGAGUACAAAGGAGGGAGGAAUAACCUUGGAAGAUCUUUUGAAAGUGGUUAAUGAAAUAAGAGACAUUCAAAAAAGAAGCGAAUCGGAUGUCAAUAGGGCUUAUGAAAAUCUUAAUGACAAAAUAGAUGACAACACAAAAAUGCUAGCUGAUCAAAAUACCAAGUUGGAAGGAUAUUUAAAAGUCAUGGAAAGCCUGACACUGGAAAAUGUGCAAUUGAAGAAAAAAGUUGCUGCUCUUGAAAAUCGUGUAGAAGAAAUGGAACAAUAUUCCAGAAGUAAUUGUGUAGAGAUACACGGGAUACCAGAGGAGAAGACAGAGAAUGUUGUGAGUGUGGUGAAGGAGGUUGGAAAGGCGCUGGACAUGCCCAUCACGGACUCCAUGAUUGAUGCCGGUCACGGACUGGGGAGGAGAUCAGGACCGAACAACCAACCUGCAGCCAUCAUCGUCAAGUUUGUGAGACGUCUUGACAAAGAAGAGUUAAUGAAAAAACGGACGGUCAAGAAGAAUUUCUCUACACGGCACAUCAACAUGACUACGGACAGCCAAAUUUAUAUAAACGAGUCACUGUCACCAGCAAGAAGAAGACUUUUUGUCAUGGCCCGGGAGGCAAAGAAGACGAAGAACUUUAAGUAUUUGUGGGUCCGAAAUGGCAAGAUACUUAUGAGACGAGAUGAUGGACAGCCAGUGAUACAUGUAACAUGCCAGGAUGACUUUAGUAAGUUGUAA
Molecule: messenger RNA, 828 nt
Organism: Homalodisca vitripennis (glassy-winged sharpshooter)
Lineage: Eukaryota; Metazoa; Arthropoda; Insecta; Hemiptera; Cicadellidae
Exons: 1
Coding region: 1-828 (275 amino acids)
Source: RefSeq, a predicted model, not a curated record